This is a messenger RNA of Euleptes europaea (tarantolino), 6789 nucleotides long. RefSeq names its product golgin A4 (gene GOLGA4). Gene Ontology annotation, biological process: Golgi vesicle transport. The record is from RefSeq and is a predicted model, not a curated record. Lineage: Eukaryota; Metazoa; Chordata; Lepidosauria; Squamata; Sphaerodactylidae. Bases 13 to 6720 code for a protein of 2235 amino acids. Gene Ontology annotation, molecular function: small GTPase binding. The transcript has 23 exons. Gene Ontology annotation, cellular component: Golgi apparatus.
CUGCUAGCUGGGAUGAUAGCAGAGCCUGCUUUUCUUUCUGAGUAUACUGUCUUUGCUUUGGAUCCUACCAAACGACCUAAACCAAAGAGUCAGAGCGUGCAUGUAUCCAAGCACACCGCUUCCAGCCCUAACAACAGUGAAAGUGAACAGUCUUCUCCACAGCCCAGUGAUGCCCAGUCCUUUGCUCAGAGGCUUCAGCUUCGGGUUCCUUCGAUGGAAUCGUUGUUUCGAAGUCCCUUAAAAGACACUCUGUUUCGCUCCUCUUCCAAGGAGUCCCUGGUGCGGACUUCUUCAAGAGAUUCCUUGAACAAACUGGACUUUGAUUCUCCGGGCCCCACGUUUGAUCCACCAUCUGACGCUGAAAGCGAAGCAGAAGAAUUACCAGGAAAUCUAGAAAGCUUGCCUAAGGAGCAGUUGUUGCAACGGUUGCGUAGGAUGGAACGCAGUUUAGGCAGCUACAGAGGAAAAUACUCAGAGCUGGUCACUGCCUAUCAAGCUGUGCAAAGAGAAAAGAAAAAGUUACAGGGAAUAUUGAGCCAGAGUCAGGAUAAAGCACUUCGCAGAAUUGGAGAGCUGCGGGAGGAGCUCCAGAUGGAUCAACAGGCUAAGAAACAUCUUCAGGAAGAGUUUGAUGCGUCACUAGAAGAAAAAGACCAACUCAUCAGUGUCCUGCAGACUCAGGUGUCAUUGCUGAAACAACGAUUGCAGAAUGGCCAGAUAAGUAUUGAACUUCCUGAGCCAAAUUUACAGACGCAACAACAAGUUCAGAGCCCAACAAAAGAUAUAGAUACAGAGAAUACUUUUCAACCGGGGAGUCUUGGUGGUGAUGGGGAUUCUGGUAAAACGCUAGAAAGUCUAACUCAGAGGGUAAAACGUCAAGAGAAUUUGCUCCAUCGAUGUAAAGAAACCAUUCGAAUGCACAAAGAGCUCUCCGCACAGCUAACCAACGAGAAGGAAGCCCUGCAGGAGCAACUAGAUGAGAGACUUCAGGAGCUAGAGAAAAUAAAGGAUCUUCACAUGGCUGAGAAGACCAAACUGAUUACUCAAUUACGUGAUGCAAAGAACUUGAUAGAACAGCUGGAACAAGAUAAAGGCAUGGUAAUAGCAGAAACGAAACGUCAAAUGCACGAAACCCUGGAAAUGAAGGAGGAAGAAAUUGCUCAGUUGCGUGCUCACAUCAAGCAGGUUGUGACACAAAGCGAAGAAUUAAAAGAGCAGAAAGAAAAAUCUGAAAAAGCUGCAUUCGAAGAGCUAGAGAAGGCUCUAAGUGCAGCCCAAAGGACUGAAGAAGCACGCAAGAAGUUACAAGCAGAAAUGGAUGACAAGAUCAAGGCAGUUGAAAAAGCAAGCGAGGAGGAGCGUGUGAGCCUUCAACAGGAGCUAACAAAGGUGAAGCAGCAGGUGGUUAACAUAAUGAAGAAAUCUUCAGAAGAACGAGUUGCUGAACUGGAGAAGCUGCAUAAAAAUGAAUUGGCUAAGAAAGAACAGAUACUAAAUAAUAAAUUACGGGCUCAAGAACAGGCAUUCCAGGAGCAAAUCAAGACAGCUCUUGAAAAGUGCCAGAGUGAACAUUUACAAUCCUUGCAUGAAAAAGAACAACAGGAAUCAUUAGCCUUAGAAGAAUUAGAAUUGCAGAAAAAAGCAAUUCAACUUGAAUGUGCCAAAAACGUUGAAAAUAUGCAACACGAAGUGGCGACCUUCAAAACGAGAAUUCUUGAGCUGGAAAGUUCUCGCGCAAAAGAUUCACCAAAUGACAAAAGCCAGCUGGAGGAAAUGGCUGCUCAGAUAGAAUCAGAAAAAAAUAAGCACAAUAGGGAAAUGACUGCCAUGGUUGAAAAGCAUAGAGAAGAGCUAGAGCAUGUGAAGCAGCAGCAAGAGCAACUUUGGACAGGAAAGCUUGAUACAUUAACUCGGCAGAAACAAUCAGAAAUGGAGGAGCUGAAAAAGCAAUAUGAAGAAGUGGCUAAAAUUUUGAAAGAGAAAGAGGCUGUAUUUCAUGCCCACAUAGAAGACAUGAAUGAGAAGACUUUAGAAAAACUUGAUGUGAAACAGACGGAGCUGGAAGCGCUGUCUUCUGAGUUGUCAGAAGCACUAAAAAUUCGUCAGACUCUUGAAAGAGACCUGUCGGCAUUAAAAGAUGACACAGAUAAAGCACAGCAAGAGUUUGAGGACAAGCUGGCGCAACAAAGGAAUCGUCAUCAGAAACAAAUUGAAAGUAUCUUCAAAGACCAUGAAGGAGCUGAAGAAACUUUCAAAGAAGAAAUCACUCGACUCGUGCUACUUUUGGAAGCGAAAGAGAAACUCCAGCUGGAGUUGGAAAUGCAAGUGAAGGAACUGAAGGAAUCUGUAGAAAAGGCUGGAACUGAACAUAAUCGAUUGUCGGCAGAACUUGAUGCUCUUUGCCUAUCCACCUCUGAAAGUGCUAGGGAACAGACAGGCACUUAUGAACAGCAGUUAAUGGCCCUGCAGCAAAAGCUGGCAGAUAUGAAUACUGAAAAAUCUCAUCUUGAAGAACAGGUGGCAAAAAUGGAAUCUCAAAUGAAUGAAGGCAAGGCUGAUUUAGACUCUCGGAUAUCUCAGGUAGAUAAUUUGAAAUGUGAGCUAGAAGAGCAAAAGAGAGAAAAUACACAGAAAGUCACUUCUCUGACAGAACACUACGAAUCCCAGUUAAGGGAGCUGAGAGAGAAGGUUGAUCAGGCAAAGACUUGUUUUACAAAUAAGGAAAAUGAGCUUGAACAAACGAAGGGGCUCCUGAAUCAACAAAUUAACAAACUUGAGCAGCACCUAUCAGCCAAAGAGGAGGAAAUUAGCGCUUUAAAAGGUGAAUAUGAAAACAAAUUAAAACAUCAAGAGACCCAAGCGGAGAAAGUUAAGGAGAAAGCAAAGGAGAUGCAUGAGAAAUUUAAGAAAAAGCUUUCAGAGCAGGAAGCGAAACUGAAAAAGGAGGUUGAAAACAAACAGUUGGAGCUCAGUCAGAAAGAAAAGCAAUUCAAUUCAAAAAUCCUGGAAAUGGCUCAUGCCAGCUCAGCUGGAAUCAAUGAUGCUGUGUCAAAACUGGAGAUGAAUCAGAAGGAGCAACUAGAAACUCUGGCGGAAACUCACAGACGAGAGCUGGAAGAAAUCAUGCAAUCCUGGGAAAAGAAGCUGAGUCAGCAGGCUGAGGAGCUUCAGGAAAAACAUGAAUUGGAGCUUCAGGAAAAAGAGCAGGAAGUGGGAGACCUGAAACAGAAACUGGCUACUUUCAGUGCUGAGAGAGAAGGGUUUAGUGCAGAGAUCAUCCGGUUAAAGGAUGAGCAGGCAAGGAAGGACGAAUCUCUUAAUGAACUGCAAGAAAAGCUGCAGGAGACAUUAGCUGAAGUGGCUGCCUUGACUCAAAAGGAAAAUGAUCUCAAAACACAGCUUGGAAAACGCAUGGAUGACCUUAGUCUGACUUUGAAAGAGAAGGAAACGCUUCAGGAACAGCUAAUUGAAAUGAAGGCAAUGGGAGAAAAAGAGAAGGAUAAAGUCAGUGAAUUGACAGAUAGGUUGAAAGCUUCUGAAGAGCGACUUCAGGGCUUGGAGUCCUCUCAUUGUAAAGAGUGUGAGGAUUAUGAGAAAAAAAUUGAGGAUACCAAUUUUGAGCUUCAGGAGAAAAAAGCUGCAUUUGAGAAUCUUGUAAAGGAUAUCUCCACACAAUUAGAGGAUUACCAGCACACAGCUGAAGCUUUACUGCAAACAAAAGCCAAUGAACUGAUUGAAAAGUUCAGUGAGAAAAUGUCUUCAGUCAUUUCUAAAGUUGCACAUUGUCACCAUCAGGCAACAAAACUGAAAGAAGCAAUUUUAGUCAAAGCCUGUAAAGUCUCUGAACUAGAAGCUCAGCUUAAGCAAGUAACGGAGAGCUGCGAGACUUUAAGCCACUCUUUGCAGGAGUCAAAAGAGCACUUGGAAGAAAAGAAAAGCCUGGUGAGAUCCUUGACAGUGGAUAUUGAAAGGGUUGUAGCGGAGAAAGAGCAGUUGCAAAAAGAAGGAGGACAUCAGCAGCAAGCAGCGACCGAGAAGGAAACUUGUAUCACACAGCUAAAGAAAGAAUUAUCAGAGAAUAUUAAUGCCGUCACCUCUAUGAGGGAGGAAAUCGAGGUGAAGAAGUUGGAGAACGCUGAGCUGAAUAAACUUGUCACUGAGUUGAACCUCAAACUGGAGAACAGCCUGAGUGAAAAAGAGGCUGCCGUGGCACUGUUAAACAAACAACACAAAGAGAACCGACUGCAGCUAUUGAACGAGGUGCAAGAAUUGUCUUCCAGGGUCGAUACGCUAAGUCAAGAAAAAGCAGCGGCGCUCGAACAGGUAGACCACUGGAUGAACAAGAUGUCGGAGUGGAAGAAGAAAGCCCAGUCAAGAUUUACGCAGAACCAUAGUACCAUUAAGGAGUUGCAUAACAAGCUGGAGUUAAGUAAUAACCAAGCUAGUGAAAAAGAGGAGGAGCUGAACAGAAUGAAAGAAGAGUUAGAUAAACAAACCAAGAAUUUAGAACAUCUGAAGGGUUUAAUGGAUCAAAAGCAAAUGAGAAGAGAGAAGCAAGAAUCUGAUUUGGUUGCUGAACUAAAAAUCCAGACAGCAAGAAUUGCCGAGCUUGAGGAACAUAUUGCUCGGAAAACAGCUGAAAACGAUUCAUUAAUGGAGGAACUCAAAAGGCAAAAUGAGCAGAAUGACAUUAAGCAGCAAGAUUUGGCACAUCAACUUCAACGGGCUCAAGCGGCCAUUGAGGAAAAGGAAAACAGCCUUAAAGAGAUGGGACAGAAAAUGCUAGAUCUUGAAAAGAAAGUGGAGGCCGCAGAAGUUGACCUUGAGGCAAAAUCAAGAGAAUUUGAACAAACAAAUAGUGCACUCAUGAAAAGCAAAGCAGAAGAAUUAAAGGCUUUAGAAGAGAGUCUUUUUUCAGAAACAAAUGCAAAGACAGCCGAGCUGAAAAAAAAGGCUGAACAAAGAAUUGCUUCUAUUAAGAAACAGUUGACAUCUCAAAUGGAAGAAAGGGAGCAGAUGUAUAGACAAGAAAUUGAAAAACAGUUAGUAGAUUUAGAGCAAAAACUGCAGGAAAAAGAAAACAAAAUUAAAUCUUUAGAAGAAAGAAUUAAAUCAACUGACCAUUCCUCUGAGUUAGAAAAAGAGAUGAUACAGAAGGUAGAAACCAUAACAGUUUCCACAGAGCAAGAGAAAAUGCAUGCGCUGGAGAACAUGCAACAGAUGUAUGAAUUAAAAAUAAAUUUUCUACAAAAUGAUUUAUUGGAAAAAGAGAAACUUCUGCAGACAUACAAUGGGGAGCAAAAGACAGAUAAUACCCCAAAGCUAGAAGCUCAAAAAGAGCUCGAGGAACUCCAUAAAAAGAACCAAGAUGACCAUACCAAAAUUGAAAAACUCCAGCAAGAACUUGAGGAACAAAUUAAGAAACAUGAUUCAUUACUUAAACAGCAUACCAAGGACAGCAGCGACUUAGCACGUAUCCAAGGAGAACUAAAACCCAAAGAACAAAAGCAGCAAGAGAUGGAGAACGUGAUCGAAGACUUGCAAAAAAAGCUGCAAGAAACAGAAGAAGAGAGGCAGUCUUUGCAACAAAAGAUGAGCAGCUUCGGUGAGGAUUUAGCAAGAGAGAGAGACCUACACGAGGCAGAGUUAGGAAAGGUGACUUCACAAUAUGAAGAGAAAUUGCAGGGACUGCAGCAGCAGGUAGAUGAAAAAAGUGGCCUUAUGAAAGCUUUGGAAGCAAGCACGGAAGAAAAGGCCCAGACGGACCUUGAGCUUCAGAAACUGCUCGACGAUUUGAAGAGCCAGCAGAAGGAUUUGCAAGCUAAACUGGAAGAGGCUGAACGGGAGAAAAAGAAGCUCAGCAAAGAGGUGAAUAAGCUGCAGAAGGACAUGCGGGCUUUGCGAAAAGAGCAUCAGCAAGAGCUGGAGAUAAUUAAAAAAGAAUCAUUAGAAGAACUGGAGCAGAAACUAAAGUAUGAACAGGAAGAUGCUGAAUUGAAGCACAACUCCACAUUAAAGCAGUUAAUGAGGGAGUUCAAUACCCAGCUGGCACAAAAAGAAAAGGAAUUAGUAACAGCAGUACGAGAAGCCAUCAGUAAAGCCCAAGAAGUUGAAGGUGAAUUGAUAGAAAGCCAUCAUACAGAGAUAACUCAACUAUAUACAAAGAUGGUAGAAAAAGAUGAUGAUUUACAAAGAACGGUGAAAAAGUAUGAGGAAAUCCUUCAGGCCCGAGAAGAAGAAAUGACAGGCAAAGUAGAUGAGCUGCAGAAACAGCUGGAGAAAUUGCAAGAAGAAUACAAACAAAGAUUGUCAGAUGAAGAGAAUUGGAAUAGUGGAGAAGUAACAAUAGCUGAACUUCAGACCCAGCUAGCCCAGAAGACAACUCUUAUCAAUGAUUCAAAGUUGAAAGAGCAAGAAUUCAGAGAACAGAUUCACACACUACAAGACCGAUUGAAAAAUUACGAGAAGGGCAUGUACGUCAUGACAGUUGGAACGCCUUACAGGGAUGGGAAUCUCUGCCAUUCUGACGUGUCUCUCUUUGGUGAGCCUACCGAGUUUGAAUACUUGAGGAAAGUGCUCUUUGAAUAUAUGAUGGGCCGUGAGACAAAGACAAUGGCAAAGGUCAUAACUACUGUGCUGAAGUUCCCUGCCGACCAAGCACAGAAGAUCUUAGAACGAGAAGAUGCACGGGCACUGUCCUGGCUACGACCAUCGCCUUGAAGAACUUGCAACACAUGAACUCGGUAGCAGAUGAUACGGCUUUAAAAUGAUCAUAUCUCUGUUUCAGCA